CUAACUACGUAAUCAGUUUAUAUCUUGUCUAUGAGUUAGCAAUGAGUGUGUUCUAGACGUCAAAAAUAAUGGAAGAUUUAGUAAUCGGUAUUGACUUGGGCACAACAAAUUGCUGUGCUUCAGUAUACCUUAAUGACCAAACGAAGGUAUUAGAAAAUGAUAGCGGACAACGUAUUACGCCAUCUUUCGUCUUUUUUACUGAUUUGGAUACGGUACUGGUCGGAGAACAUGCUAAAGGAAUGGCCGAAAGCAAACCUAAAAAUGGAAUAUACGCUCUGAAACGACUGAUCGGCAAAAAAUAUGGUGAAGCUAAAAUCCAACACAAACUUAAUUAUCUUCCUUUCCAAAUAGAAUCUAAUAGUUCUGAUGACCCUGUGAUUGUAAUACAACAACAAAACAAAAUUCUGAAAAAGACUCCACAAGAAUUAUGUACCGUUAUCCUGGAAAAACUAAAAAAGGAUGUUGAGAAAAAAUUAGAACAGGAAGUGAAUAAAGUGGUGAUUACUGUUCCUGCAUACUUUAAUAUUAUACAAAGAGAAGCAACUUUGGCCGCUGCUAAAGAUGCCGGUUUUACUGUGUUAAAGUUGCUAAACGAACCAACGGCUGCUGCUUUGAUUUAUUAUCACGAAAAUAACAGUAGCGAGUCGAAUUAUUCGUUGGUAUACGAUUUGGGGGGUGGCACAUUUGAUGUUGCGGUUUUAAAAAGGAACAAACACAAUAUUGAAAUUGUUUGUGUAAAUGGAGAUACAAAUUUAGGUGGCCAAGAUUUUGAUAAUCUGCUCGUGGAUUAUGUGUCGGAAAAAUUAAAAGAACUGUAUAAUUUUGAUCCUAAAGAAAGAGAUGAAGAUGUAACCAUAUUACGCGAUAAAUGUGUAGCUGCGAAGAAAACCUUAUCAUUUGUGGAGCAGACUACAAUUAGUCUCAUUAGUUUUGUUGAAAAUCAACGAAAAGUUGAUAUACAUUUAAAACGAGAAGAAUUCGAAAACAUUGCUAAUGAUUUAUUCCGAAGAACAAUACAAAUAGUUGAUAAUUGUCUAAAAGAUUCUGAAAUUCCAAAAGAUACUAUAGACGAGGUAAUUCUGUCUGGUGGUUCUACACGCAUACCAAAAAUUCAGAAUAUGCUUUCCGAUUAUUUUGAAGGGAAAAAACUAAACAAGUUUGUGAAUCCUGACGAAUGUGUAGCAGAAGGAGCAGCAAUUCAGGCGGCCAUGUUAUCUAAAAACUCAAAGCAAAAGAUCACCAAAAUUCGACUGACGGAUGUGAUUCCUUUAUCAAUUGGUACCGAAGAUCUUGUUAAUCGAAUGGUUUUUUUGAUAAAAAGAAAUACAUCUACACCAGCUUCCGGCACAUCCACUUUUACUACAACUGCACAUAAUCAGUCAGGUGUGUUGAUUACAAUAUACGAAGGUGAACGUUCAAAUGUAAAAAAUAAUCGAAUUUUGGGUGAAAUGACCUUAACUGAUUUAACACCAGCGCCUCCAGGUGAGUGCAAAGUAACGAUUUCACUGGACGUUGACGAGAGUGGAAUUUUAACGGUCAGUGCACAAGAACAAAGGCAACACGGAGAAAAUAGUAAAGAACUUAAAAUAAAUUACGUCAGAGGAAUCAGAAGCGAAGAAGAGGUUAAAAAUACUCUAACUGACGCAGAAGAAAGCAAGGAAGAGGACGAGCGCUUCGAAAGAUUUGCCGAAAGAAAUAGUUAUUUAAUCAGAUACUGUGAAGGUUGUUUGUACAAUUUAGAUGCUAAAAAUAUUAGGGAGAAAUACAGAAGUAUUUACGAAGCAUGCAGAGAAACUAGAAACAAGGCUGUGUUACUAAACCCCCAAGAAGAAGACAUCGUCGAAGAGCUAACGAAAAAUAUCAAAACGCAAUGCGAACAUAUAGUUAAAGAGUUAAAUUUUGAUUGUAUGCCCCAUUUUAUUGAUAUAGCCGACUUGUUGAAAAAUAUUUUUGGUAAUAUGAUGCUCUCCGGUUCUGAAGAUUUGCAUACUGUCAAAGGUUAAGACGUAAACGGGGAACUUGCUGUCGCCGUGUCACAGUCGUUAGGUUUAAAUUGUAAUCUUCAUUACUCUAAAAAAAUGUCAUAGUAAUAUUGAUAAAUAUUUAAAAAGCGGUAACUCCAUAUGUGACGGGUGUGGCAAAAUCUAGAAGAUUUAUAUAUUUUUACCAAAUUAGAGACGUUUUAAAGCAGAGAGGGCAGAUAAAUUAUUUUUUUCAGUCUAAACCACCAUCAUACUUUAACGGCUUUUACAUAACUGUUAUAUUUGUUGCACUGUAACGUAUAUAUUUUAGCUAUUGUUCUGCUUUUAAAUGUCUUUAGUUUAUAAAUGUUCUGUCAAUUUGUCACACCGUUGACAAAUGGAAACACCCAAAAAGGAGACGUAAGUGUUUUAGUAAAUAUAUUUUAUAGGUAUGUAAAUAAUAAAAAAUUAAUACAGCAA
Messenger RNA from Zophobas morio, 2441 nucleotides. Its product is annotated as heat shock 70 kDa protein-like. The record is from RefSeq and is a predicted model, not a curated record. Lineage: Eukaryota; Metazoa; Arthropoda; Insecta; Coleoptera; Tenebrionidae. Bases 69 to 2003 code for a protein of 644 amino acids. The transcript has 3 exons. Gene Ontology annotation, cellular component: nucleus; plasma membrane; cytoplasm. Gene Ontology annotation, molecular function: ATP binding; ATP-dependent protein folding chaperone.